AUGAGUGCUCCCACGUUUGGCAAGACCGCUCUCGUUACCGGUGCCAAUGGCAUCACCGGCUACGCGAUCGCCGAGCACCUCGUGCGCCUGCCCAAGAAUGAGUGGAGCAAGAUCAUUAUCACCUCUCGGCGGCCUAUCAAGACCGUCUUCCUCGACCCGCGCGUUCAGUUCGUCGCUCUGGACUUCCUCGCCCCCGUCGAGGAGAUUGUUGCCAAAAUGCAGCCUUUCUGCAGUGAUGUCACGCAUGCCUUCUUUGCGUCGUAUGUCCACAGUGACGACUUCACAGUGCUCCGGGACAAGAACGUUCCCCUGUUUAAUAAUUUCCUUGAUGCGGUGGACACAGCAUGCCCGAAGCUGGAGCGUGUCUGCCUGCAGACAGGCGGCAAGUACUACGGCGUGCACCUUGGGCCCGUCAAGGUGCCAUUGGAGGAGUCGUUUCCGCGGUACGACGACGCCGGCCUCAACUUCUAUUACCCCCAGGAGGACCGCCUGAAGGAACUCCAGGCUCGCCGAAGGACAUGGUCGUACAAUGUCAUUCGCCCGAACGCCAUUGUCGGCUACUCACCCCAGCCAAAUGGGAUGUCGGAGGUGGCAACUGUCGCCAUCUACAUGCUCAUCUGCCGCGAGCUGAACCAAGCCCCGGUGUUCCCUGGAAACGAGUACUUCUGGAAUUCCGUCGACGACAAUUCGUAUGCGCCUAGUCUCGCAGAUCUCACGGUCUACGCUGUCACCCAGGACCACUGCAAAAACGAGGCCUUCAACCAUGCCAACGGCGACGUCUUCGUCUGGAAGCAUAUCUGGACGGACUUUGCCGCCUUCCUGGGUCUGGAGGCACCAGAACCCGAGUUCGAAAAGGCCCGCGGCCAAGCCUCCUCGCUAGCCAACGAAGUGGACCUGUCCGAAUGGGCGAAAGACAAGCGCGAGGUGUGGGCGCAGGUUGUUCAGAAAUACGGCGGCAAUGCUGAGGCGUUCGACUAUGCGACCUGGGGUUUCUUCAGUUGGGCGACGGGCAAAUCGUGGCUGACCAUUUCGUCUGUCAAUAAGGCGAGGAAGUUCGGAUGGACGAGAUUUGACAGCACAAUGGAGACUUGGUUUGAGACGUACCAGGCUUUUGAGAACGCAGGGCUACUCCCUCCGCGUGCGGGGCUGCUUUCUUCUUAG
Aspergillus mulundensis is the source of this 1161-nucleotide messenger RNA. RefSeq names its product SDR family oxidoreductase. The record is from RefSeq and is a predicted model, not a curated record. Bases 1 to 1161 code for a protein of 386 amino acids. The transcript has 5 exons. Lineage: Eukaryota; Fungi; Ascomycota; Eurotiomycetes; Eurotiales; Aspergillaceae.